AGGAAAUCAACUAUACCAGGCUCCACAUAACUAGCUAGUCGUUCUGUUGUUUUCUCUCGCCCGAUAAAACCCAUUGAAUAGAUACCUCUUAGUGCUGUAUGACUUUAAUAGAUACAAGCCCUGUAAGUAUUUCCCACUGACACUACCCACCCAGCACCUCCAUCAAUUUUUCGAUUAUGUAAGUGCUCGUGUUAGAAACGGAACCCGUCUAAAGAAAUUUUAUAUUUAUUUUGUGAAUGUGUAGGAAGCAAUUCCUACGCACACUAUAGACCAUCCACACAAGGGGCAAGCGCCAAGGAAACUUUCGCAAAAAGCGGCCCAGCUUUGCCUGAAAUCUAGAAACAAAGGGACAUGCGGCUUUGAGAAGCGCGCACCUGCAACGGCAGAAGAACAAGUGGCGCUACGUACACCGGAUCCACCGUGACAGAGGUGCCGCGGCAGGCCACGGGCAUGGCGAAACGAGGCGGGGAUGACCCCUUCGACAUCGAAGGUGGUGAUCAAGGAGAAGAAGACCACCAGGGGGACGACGGCUCCAAGCGACAACGAACCUCAACGGCGUUCUCCCUUCCGGGCGACUUUGAUGAUGAUCAGGAAGUGCCGGACGUGGGCAACGAAUCGUGUGCGAUCACACCCGGAUUCCUGGAAGGGCUCGGAGGUGCAGCGAACGUCACGCCUUUUGGAGUCGACAUUGCAGAUAAGCAAAGGAAAAAAAAGUUUUGUUGUACCAAGUGAAGUGAAUGCCUUUAUUUGAGAACAAGAUAAUCGGUUUCGAUAUAGGCGGCUUUGCGGUUUGGGUUUGCAUUCAUUCUUUUGCGCUGAAAGAGAAAGAGGUACUAGCGAGGUUUAAAAUCAUCGACCUGAAGUAGAGAUCGCGCAGGUCGUCAGAUAGGGGGAUAAUAUCAAAGUUACUUACAUUCGCCAAAGGAGAUGUUUAUUCGGACAUGAUAAAAACGUAUGAAGCCGCGCAACAGAGAUUCUAGCGCAAACGCUGUUUGGCUACAACACGAGGUGCAGCGAUUUUUUUCCAGCAUGACUGCCGGCACGUUGACGCUGGGGAAUCAGAGAUCUCCUCCUGGAACACCGAAAUUAGGCUCUCCGCUCGUGCGACCGUCGUCAUCGCCAAAGGUUGCCGUAGGAAGCCCUCAGAUAGGUACAACUUGCACAUAAGUAAACAUCAUUCAUUGAAGAUCAGUGGGGCUGUAGCUGUAUUUUUUAGCGAAUUACUGCAGAUACACGAUGCGUGCAUGCUGCUUAAUUUUAUAUAUUGCAUUCGGACACCCACACCAGACGUGAUGAGGACGACGUGGUGAGCACAUCUGACUCAUCCAGGGUCGAGGAUGGAAAAGCGGGAUUGAUGAUCAUCGCUCAUUGAUACUUUUUCAAAAUUAUUUUAAUACAGGUGCAUUUCCCUCGGAACAAGUAGGCGGCUCCUCGAGUAGUUCCGCGAAUCUGACCCGGGCCGAGCAACUUUUGCUGAAAGGAAAAAAGAAGGGCAAAGGCAAAAACGGGGACGGCGAAGCUCGUCCAACGCACAGCCACCAAAACAACAAUGUGAACAAAACGGACAUUAACGGCAGUGCGUCUAGUCGGCCUGCGCCGAACCAAAAAACUACCACCCGGCCGGGUAUGUCGCUUUUUGACGCGCUGGGGAGACAGGAAGUGGUUGACAAGUAUGAAACAGGAAGAGGAAUUGCGACGCUCCUUUCUGCAUCAAGUUCAACGUCAAUGUUGAAGCAUUUUUGCGUACUUGUUGAGGGAGGUGAAGCAAGUCAUCAAGAAGAAGUUCAUCAACGUUCACCUUGUAUGUAAAGAGUUCACUACGUUCUGUGCUCUAUUCAGUGCAGGUGCAGCUCAACAUCAGCUCCCACCCGGCGCAGGAAAGAUUGAUACUGACGAGGACGAUUUUGUGACUGGGGCGUAGUCUUUAUCUUUUUUUUUGCUUGCAUACGUGCGGACACACCGGCUGGACGAAAACGGGACCUGUUCAGAGCGCGUUCUCCAAGGCCAGCAGCCGAGUUGUUGCGCCGCUGUCGCAAGCGAAGGAGAGUCCGGUGUCUCCUCUCUUAAAUGAGGAGGACGAGAUGGACGUGGACAUGGAAGACGCGGACGACGGCGGGGACGAAGACGAAGAAGAAGAGCAGCGCCCUGCUCCCGCUCCCAAGUGGGCCGGUAGUCAAAUGGACCUCGAGGAGGGGGAAAUCCGGGCGACGGAAAAUGACAAGAUUUACUACAGGGACAACGAAGGCAUGUGGGAGGUGCUGCCGGACGGCACCAUCAAAAAGUAUGACGGCCCACCGCUGGAGCAGUUUGAUGAGGGGAAGCAGUACGGGAAGCCGUACAGCGCGACGGCAUGGGAGAAAAAGUGGACAUAUGUACAGUACGACCAGGAUCCGGAUGCUGUGCGAGCCGCAGUACGGAAGGCGUAUGAACCUCUUACCGGACACAAUUCCCUUGUGCAGAGAGAGAAUUUUGACAGAAGAUUGCACACAGAGUUUCAUCGAAAGGCCAUGCUGAAGUAUGUCGUCGAGCCCAAGAACAUUCCGUUCAGAGAAGAAGCGGAUCGGAUGGAGGCGGGUUGCUACUUGAAUCCCUCGGAUGUUGGUUUUGCCCUACAGUGGGAAAACAUCAAAGACCGGAACAACGAACCGCUCGAGUGCGCGCGAGUCAUUGACGAGUUCUCAUACGGGUACAUGGUCAUCUACAAACCUUGUGACUGGGUCUGCAGUAACGAAAGUACGCAAGCAUGUCGAAAACCGCCGAAAAACCCAAAGGACAAAACCAAAAACCUCGCAACCUGGCUCGUCGCGAAGUUUGGGGGCAAAUACCCCUUCUUGUGCCACAAUUACGGGGUAUUUUAGUCUGUUUCAUGCUUGGUGGAAAAAAAUAGAAUUGUCGCAGCUUGUUGUUGUGAUUAUGCUCUACUAUAGUGUCGAAUUCCAGGCUAGAUUAGGAUGAAGUACUCUUUUAGGGUAGCGUAGCGGCAAGUGAACAGCAACAUGUCGCUCGGCGCGCGGGCUCUCGUCAUAGUGAGAUGAUUUAUCACUACCGUGUUGCUUCUCUGUCCGCGUACCCACCAGUAAGUAUCUUUUCUUGUCGUGGUAAAUCCAUUGCGAGCCCGUAGAUACAUACUGCUGCUGUUGUAUGCAGCUUCAAAUUCAUGAGAAGCUAUCGUUUAUUUUGCUUGCUGCUGCAAGGAGGGAGGGUUUUGGUUUAUAGCAUUAGCACGAACAUCAAUGGGUUUCAGCACCAGAGCUAUAAAAGAACAAUUCAACACCAAUAACCGUGAUGAAUCUCAGAUCUUCGACUCUCGUUCCUGUGAUGACGCAGAAACAGCCGAGCGUGUGGACAAGAGCAUUUUAGACGCCGUGAGAACCGGCAGUCAGUUCGGGCUUCUGCAGCGUCUGGACAGGGAGACCAGUGGUUGCAUUCUUGUCGCCUGCACCGCCGAGGCCCAUAAGAUGUUGCGUGAUACACAAAAUCAGCAUAUGUGGCACAAAGAAUACGAAACUCUCGUACACGGGACAGUUCCGCCGAACAUGUGGCGGGGACAGGUUGCAGUCCCUCUAAAGAAGCGAAAGCUCACGGAUAAGAAAGUAGCCACGAAGAACAUCUUUCAUCCACCGGGGAAGAGCUAUAACUUCUCGAGCAGGGGCGGAAUGUACGUCACGAUCUGCGACAGUUGCAAAAAGAAUUACGACAAGAUCAAAAAGCAAUACGGGUACUACUGAAAACUCUUGCUAGCUCAGACUCAGUUACAUUGCUGCUUGUUGUUUCAAUGCAGAGCUUUGAUUGACUUUUUUUGCAUUUGUCUGGUACUAUCAGUCGGCUUAUUUCUGGCUUUGAGGUGCGCGUUCUCCACACAUUCUUUCCGGUAGAUCGUCCUUAGGUCCGUUUCAGUGCGGCGUCCGCGAUCAAUAACAAAAACUUUCGCCGAUCGCAAUUUCUUGCGCAGGUACAACGACUUCGAGAUGGAGUCGCAAAUACUCCCGAGAUGCAUAUACAAGGCGGAUAGGGAGGGGAAGGACAUGGCAGCGGAAGUUGAACCCUGGGAAAAGAAACUGUACGGGUGGCAAUGCUGCGAAACGAACUAUUCAUCCCAACUGACGUACGUUUACACUGUUUUUUCUGUCUUCGUUUUCUACCUGUAUCUAUGGAAUGCUACGUUUUGUAUUCUUGUUCCGCUUCGACCCGCACCUGCUUGUGCUGCGCGUUUCAAAACACGGUGAAGCCGACAGAUGGUAACCGCGGGGAAGCAUUGUUCUCGAUUAGAUUUGCAUUCCAAUUGGCACAGCUGCUCUUGUUGGCUCAACUUCGUUUGUGAUACGAAUAUACCCUGGACAACAGCUACAGCAGCACGGAGGCAAAUCUCCUACAAGAAAAAUUCUUUUUCAUAUGUCGUCUCGAUCAGGUACGAAGUUGUGGAGUAUUACAAGUUCAAUUUUCAGAACGAAGAUUUUCCCAUGACCCGUUUGCGCAUCAAGUUGCACACCGGUCGGACACAUCAGAUUCGCGUCCACAUGAAAUACCUACUCGAGGUGCUGGCAAAGCGUACCUCGCAGACGCUCGGAGGGCUAGUUGGAGAUUUUUGCUAUAGUCACGGUCAUUACAAAAUGGACGACCAGGACAAGGAUUACGAAUCCCGGUUGCAAGUCGCGCGGGCCGCCCAGAAAGAGGUGGACGAUGCAGAAGAAGUGAAGAACCCCAAGUGGACCGACCGCUUAAAAGAGGAAUGGACAAAAUGGCGAAAAGACGCCUGGAUGUCGCAAUAUAACUACCAGACGCGAACUGCUAGGGAGCGGCUUUUGGAGAAGGUUGACAACGCUUUGAUGACCGCAGAGAAAAGACGGGUUUUCCUCCGUAUCAACUGGGAAUAGCCGACGCCCCGUGCUGUCGAAUUACUGGACAAGUUCAAAAAGACCACGGAAAGGCCUAGCUACGAGUGACGCAUGAUCUUUCGUAAGCAAAUAAGUGGCUGCGUGCUCCGCCAGUAUGCAUCCGACUUGGUUGUAUGUGUAUGCGUAUCGUGGCGUUUAAUACCGUUCUCUCGAGGGGCUCCUUCAGUGAUUUACACAACUUUGCAGCAAGAGAACAUCGGAACGAGAAAAGAGAAAUGCAAGAAGUCGCUGGAGCAUGCAUUUACGACGAAAACGAUGAGGGACUCAAGCAGCUUUGCUGUGAGCGCGCUUUGUUUUGCAUGAAUGCAUGAAGGGGUUAAGCUUGACUAGAACCCCAAAACUACUCUCAUUCAUCAUCAUUAUUAUCAUCAUUUGUUUUGCAGGAAUGUCGAUGUGUUUAGGUACACGAAUAGAGAUCGAUUGGCCGGGGGCGCUUUUCCGUGCAUACUUGACACCGGUGUACUCGGAUUUCUCACACCAGAGAGUUAUGAAAAGGAAACACUCCUGCUCUUGGGAGUGAAGGCAGAGGAACUGUGCUUGCUGUCGCGUUUGUAUUGUGCAACGAUAAUGCCGUUUUUGCCAUACGCGUGUCAGAGCCUGUAAAAGCAUGUUGCCCAAAUGACAAAAAUUGUUACUUAUUUAUUAGUUUCUUUUACAAGUGUAGGUACAUCAUGCUGUACAUAUCGACCCCUGUGCAUGAGCAUGGCACCUCUUCGGAGUGAGCUGCCGCUGGGAGAUUUCAGGAGAAUUUCUUUCUACCUGAUCCUGACGGCUGAAAGACGCUAUCUGUGACGUCGACGUGUUUGCCUAUUCAUGAGCCCCAGCUGAACCCUGCUACACCAUAAGGCUUUACAAUUUGUGGUAUCAGUGUGCAGCCGGGAACGGGAUGAGAAUCCUGUGUCACAAGUGAAUAUCACUAUGUAUGGACUGAUGUCUCCGAUGGCAAACAUCGCAGCGAGCACGUCAAAGACUGUCGCCCAUCCUCCUCUUUUCAUCUGGAUAAAAGCGGUGGCGUCGCUGUGGAAUGCCGAAAGACGCCACUUCCCCGAGUACUCGGGGAUGUUCUGGGAAAGCUGAAAGUGGACAGGCAACUGGUACGUGACGAACAUAUUUAUACUGUACGUGACGAAAAGCAGAAGACCCCUGUAGAAUUUUUUUUCCUGAGGAUGUAUUUACUAGCUAAUUUGCGUUUGCAAGUCGGUAUGGCGCGGAGUUGUUGCUACAGCAGCAGAUAAUUACGCACUUACCAGCUUCGGUAGAAGCAGAGUUAUCGUUCCUCUGAGUGACUGAACGAUAUGGGCGACGAUAGCAAACGAUAUAACCACCUAAUUCUGAUUGGUCAUCAGGGUGACACUGAACAAAUAUUAACAAAAUAUACAGAGCGACAUGUUGCUGAUGGAGCACAAGAUUUUUAGCGGCGCGGUAGAUGGGGGAAAAACCUCCGCACUGGCAAAAUUGAUGGGCCAAGGCGAGAAGCUGUCCGUGUAUGUGCGAAAGUGGCUGUUUGAAUUUGGAAUUAACAAGAAGACGGAGGACUCCUUUAAGGCCCGCCCAGGUGUUACAAUCUCAAAUGUUGCGGGAAUAGAAGUGAAGAUUUGUGACUGUGAUGCAAAAGCUGCACGGUGCAGUACUUACUUUUCUCACAGCAAUACGCAUGACAACCGCGGGAGCACCAAAUCGCACUAGAAUCCGGCUAAAUAUAUAUUGCAAAAAGUGGACCAGGAACAUUCUGCUGUCCCUCAUGCUGAUCAUGCAACACAAAAUCCACUGUAGGUGAUGUCCCUGGUUUUUUUUUCGUACGGCUGGGCUUCGGAUCCAUACUUAUGGUGUAGCGGCACAGUCUGUUAUAUGCAACACAAAAUGCAGACUCUAUUGUAGUGCUUGAGAUUGGAAAACUUGAGCGGGUUAUAUCCUUAUUAUACCACUUAAGCAAGAAGGAGUUGGAGCAGUUCGUUUCGCUUUGGCACGCCUUCUGUCCGAUGAGCGUGAAGAUAAACCCAGCAAAAAUCCCGGGCGGAAAAAAGGAAGUGAUCUGGACGUCGGAGGCUCAACGGGCGAUGAGUAACUGGGGUAAUCUAUUACAUGUACCAGUCGGCGUACCACCUCACCUCCAGCCUGGUUUUGCAUCUGCCCGAAAAUGAUGGGCAUCUAUUGCCUGUGUCGGCUCGGAAUGUGUGCUUCUUUGUUCCGCUUGUGCAUAUGCGGGCGAAUAAAAGUCUGAUAUACAACUGGAAUGACAAGUUCUAAGCGGUUGCGCCUUGUUGAGAAUCGGCAGUACGUAUCUAUAUAUUCUGUGCAGAACUACAACGAAAACGCUUGAAAGUGGAAAUGUCACGAAGUAUGUAUUCGGCUUCAAGAUAGGUCUUAAAGUUGCGCCAGAAAAGCAUUCGUUCCUGAAUGGACUGGAUAUACGGUGGGUACGGGACGUUUUUGCACUCGAUACGUGAUCUCCAAAAAAGACCAUACGAUGAUGGUAGAUCGCACGCAGAAACGCUGGAAGGCGGCGCACGUGAUUGAAGAGGUCACGCGUGGACAGCGCGACCCCGCAAGAAUACGAGAAAAGUUCAAGGAAGUAUAUCUAGCGUGGCACCGGGAAAAGCACAAGACCGCUAGGGAGAAGGAUAGGCUGCAUGACAUGAAGCAAGCGAAGUGGCCCCCGGAAAGUGAAAGUCUCGCAACCCCGUUCUCUGACGACAAGGGACCCGAAUUCCACCCCUACCCCAGCAGCGCGCCUGACAUCGAUGAAAAACUCGUUUUGCCAAUGGGGACAUGGUAUGAAGUACCUUAGACGGCAACUUGGAUUGAAGUUUUUUUUGUCUUUAGUUUCAAUUCUCAUUGGGAUAAGUAUCUUUGAUGGUAGGAGAAGUCGCUCACAAAGAACGGGAAGACUUUUACAAAUCACGCGACCACGACAUCGUCAUCGAUAUCAGACUUUACAAAUCACGGUCUCUAUCAGGCUUCCGCUGGAAUUUCCGGAAGUUACGAAAGCAGGAGUGAUCCCAGCAACGAAUUCGGCAGGAGAGAAGACAUACUUUCAUGAGGUGGGGGUGCCGGAGGGCUGGUAUUUGGUGAAAAGCGAAAAUACCCACUUUAUGGAUUCAUAACAGAAGAAAAAACAGACUGCCUCGUCCUCUUAGAGAUGCAAAAACACUCUCAACGUUUUUCAGCAUGAUUUGGACUUUCCGCUGAGAAGUGGCGCAUGGACCUUCGACUCGUAUCUGAUUUAUCAAGUUUGCUAUGGCGUCUUCUUGCGUUUUCUUUUUUUUCACUGACUGCACUUCCUUGUGACGGGGCGCGCGGAAUUGUCUCCGGACGAGAUUCCAUUUGUAUAAAUAGUUCUGAAAAUGGGAAUGGCAACUUCUUGCUUCUAGCAAUAGAAAAAGAGACCACAGCAACUGAUGGCUGUGCAUUCAUUUUCAUUUUUGGGCACGGCGUAGUCUGUUUAUUGUGUGAUAACGCAAAAAAAACCACUUGGUAUUUUUUCAAUCCGGACGACGAAUACGAGAGGUUGCAAGCCGCGAAGAAGGAAAAGAAUCCCGCCGCGAUGACGGCUAAACUACUGAAAGUACAACCGUGGAUGAAGGCGUUCCAUCACAUCCACAAUCCUUUGGAUGCCGCAAACCACCCGAAUAUAAAUGGCCUGACGGACGCGCGGCGUGCUCGAGAAAAACUGCGUCUGAGGGAAGGUUGGGAAGUGUGUACCGAAGAGAGGACGGAUCCAAAGACCGGGAAGAAAGUACUACGCAAGCACUGGCAGCAAAGGGACCCGAAAACCGGUAAGUGGGUGUCUGAUAGAAAGGAUGGACGCCCGACAAGGUUUUUUGAUCCUUUUGAAGCGAUGAUUACCGAGGCUGAAUUUGCGGAGAAGGAAAGACACACGCGGAAAAAAUGGAUCUGUGAAUUCGUCACAAGUUGUAUGAACUACGACUCGAUCUCGUGGUUCACGGCUUGGUACGAUAGCAAUGUGAAGAAGCGAAACGACAGGGAAGGAGAAGCCCGCGCGAAGCGCCGAUCGGGCUCAGGAGACGAAAGAGAGGACGAGCGGCCUGCAAAGCGCCGCAGGCACGACGAGGACAACGCAAGUUGGAACAACUCGUCGCGAGGGGACGCUUCCCGGUAUAACGACGACUCGUGGGAGGUGGACGCAGGAGGCUCCUUCGCGGCCGUCGACGAGGACGACACGAGGGGUAAGGCAACCGGGUCGGCCAAGCGCCCGCGGUAUGUUCACGACCCGACUUGGGCCGACGGGUGGAAUCUGCCGUCGACAGUCGACGCGAAAAAGAAGAGUGCAGAGCCCGUCGUGUGGGUCAACAAAUCGGGGAUCAACUCGGCAUGGAACAACCGCAGCAGCAGGGACGCUGGCGACCACGACGGGCGCGACAAGAACAGGAACGCUGCAUCGUCGUCAUCAUCAUGGAAUAACGGAAGCGGCCGGACGGGGGGGAGCAGCUACGCCGACACGAAAGAUUGGGACAGCGCCGCUGGCACGCGGGACAAGGACGUCGGUGAGAAGUGGUACGAGUACGAGAAAGUAGAGGGUAAUUGGCUGAAGAAGGAGAAGAAGACCGGCGAUUAUUGGUUCCACGACAAGAAGGAGAGGACGUGGUGGCGCAGGAAGAAGGACGAAGACGUCUGGUAUUACAAAGACAGUAAGACCGACAAGUGGGUGAAGGAUCCGGACCACAAGACGAAAGAAGCACCAGCCACAAACGGCGAUCGUCAUAGGAGGAACUCUGACGGAGCAAGGCGAAGCCAGGAGGGCGCGACGCCGGACCAGGCGGCGAUCGAUGACAUGUACGCCGAUUUUUGGAACGACGAAGGCGCUACCCUGUUCCCCGGUAACAACGGAAGUGCGGGAGACGAAAACGGAAGCAAAAAAGCUGCGAAUAAUGCGGAUGCAGACGGAAGCUGGGGGGAGAAGCGGGAAACCGGAGCCGGAGCCUCAACACAGGACUCUGCUGCAAAAGUUUUGGGGAUACCGCUGGCCGACCUGCUGCCCAUUGCCGAGAAGAAACUGAAGACCUUGCCGGCGACGAUAUGAAACGAAACAACGCUUGUCCUUCGCGCAGCGAGUGUAGUCAAAAAACAAACAUAGUGUACUAGUAGAAACUGGCGGGGGCCCGCAUGUAGUUGUAACAGAGUUUCUAUGUAAGUUCUUUGGGCAUUAUACGAACAGAACCGUAUUACGUGCAGCCCUAAAGCUAGCCCCUCACAAGAUCCGGGAUGCUAGCCGAUCACUUCAGCAGCGAUCAGAAGGUAGGGCCUACCUCGUCAGAGAUUUUGUUUAUCUGAUGAUGAUGAUCUUGUCCUUGUCGCUGUGCCAUCACUAUGAUCCGUAUCCAUGAAGGGUCUUUGAAAGCCUCUAGUUGUAGAUAGCAUACACCAAAGAGGUCUUGAAUUGCGGGGUGUUUGUAAUAGGUGUUUUUUUCGUUUCAUAACAUUGGGACUGGAAUGCAAAACCGAAGGGGCCAAAUUUGGAACACGCAAUAGAGGCCCUUGUGCGAGAACGGCAACCGAACCAGGGGGCAGGGGCAACUGUUCGGGUAAUUUUAAAUGGUCUUGUGUACUAUGUCUUUCUUCUGCUCUUCUUGCUGUUGCUGCAGUAAUUCACUGCGCAGGAUUUUCAGACCAUGACCGAGGUUCUGCUAAGAUGUGAAAAAUAUGUUUCCUACGCUUGAAUUACACAGGAUCCGCAGCACGAUACAUUUGGCAUUCGGGUGCCGGACCACUUCUCAGAGCAUUGGGGAUGGCCAAUACCGAACGAGUGCCACGAAUUUUUCACCAGAAAAGAAUCCACAAGCCGGCCCGGUGUGUUUUAUUUUCAGCACAAUGUAAACGUCAACGAAACAAGACGGAAGAGGCCGCCGAGAUUCGAUAUCGACCAGCCACCAAACCUUCCAGCAGGGUAUGCAUUCAUUAAGGGUUUGCGUUUAUGAUUCAGAUGAUGUAUCCGGUGUCAGAGUUCCCCGCCUGUGGCCACAGGAGCACGCAUUCCUAUUGAAUUAGACAUGCAAGGAUGUAGUUGUUUGAGCUUAAGCCUCCUCUGAUUUCCGUGGCGCCAUAGGGUAUGCGCUCUUACCUGCUUUUCACACACUCUCAUCCGCUUUUCCUCGUACUACUUUAAUCAAUUCAGGUGGAUGAAAGUGAAGUCCACGAAAGUGUGCGGAAAGUACUACUUCAAGGACCCUGAGGGCACAGUGCAGCAACAACAUCCAGUAACCGGGAGAACAUGGGAGCAAAAUUUGCGCCUGCCGCCGCGUUGGGAAUUCGUCGAAUCCAAGAGGACCACGGCGCGCACGCAGGGCGUUUACUACUUUCGGAACCUCGACACCGGCGCCGCGCAGUAUCCUCACCCGAAGGAGGAGUAUGAAAUGUUCACCUUCUUGACCAUGCCAUGGUUUCGCGACCCUGAGGACUACGUCGGACACGAAUAUCUACUGUGGCAACCGCCUGCCAACGCGCUGCCAGCCGGAGCCGCUUCUGCCGUCAGCUCUGUCGUGUCGAAUAACGUCCCUUCUGGUGUGGUGAAUCCGAGCAGCGCGGCUUCUGCUGUUGCGCAGGCGAAUAUUAAAGCACCAGGCGAGCAGACAGGCGAGGGCUCCGUGAAGCUAAAGCUUCAGCUUCCUGACGCGAGCGGAAACCUGGUGGACAUUGACACUGACGCGCUCUUCUCCUCGUCAGUGCAGCCGGGAGGACCACAUCCCAAGAACGCUUUGCCGCCGCCGCCGAAGCACUUGCCGCCACCCCGUGCACCGCCCGUGUUACAAAAGCCCCAGGUGAAUCGCCCUCCGGUCGAGUUCAUCAGCAACGUGCAGCCUUUGAAGUACCCCACACCCGAAAAAAGGAGACCCAAACCCGAUCCGCCCGCUGCUGCGUCGAUCGCUCCGCGGCCAGUCGUGAACCCGAGUCCGGUGGCCAAGCCCGCUGCCGCACCCGCGAGUUCCCUUGCCGCACCACUGAAUCUCGCCUCGGCCGCGGCAUCCAACAAGGAGGAAGUCGUGUCCGCGGCAAAACCCGACGAAAAAGCUUUACCUGACGAUAAAAAAGUUGAACCCGCAGCGGCACCAGACGAAAAAGUUGCGCCUGCGGUGGAGAGCAGUCCUGUUGGACAUGCACCGAAGCCCGAGCAGCCUCCUGCAAGCGGAGAAUCUGCAAUCGCCGCUCCCCCAGCGGAGAAGAAAGUCGCAGGGGAACAAGCACAGGAGCAGAAGGCAGAGGGAGGCGAUGAAAAGAAAGACGAUAAGAAGGAGAAAAAGGACAAGAAAGAGAAGAAAGAUAAAAAGGAGAAAAAAGACAAGAAGGACAAAAAGGAUAAAAAAGACAAAAAGGACAAGAAGGACAAAAAAGGAGACAAGCACGAAUCGUGGAAGGAAGCGCAGCUGCAGGCGGGUGAUCUCCCGAAUGUAGACGAGUGAGUUUCCGCCGCGCGGCCAUGUUACCUAUCCACCGUUGUUGUGCUGUGUCCAGGGUCGCGGAGAACUUCUUGGGCGCUGGCUUAGGGCGAAGGGCUACUUACUUUUUUUUCUGCCGACGUUCCUGUCGGUGCUGCUUGUUCGCAACAACUUGUUUCCGGUACAUACAAUUCGUUUCUGGGCAGCUACCCUUAGCUGAAUAUUUUACUGUUUGAUCAAAUAUAGCGACACACAAGGUAGCUGUAGUGCAAAAAUACUGGUGCCUGAUAAAAGUAGUGUAUUGAUGAUAUUAGGUUAUGCAAGCAUAAUGUACUUGUACAGAAUCAACAUCAUGAAAAUGCACUUUGCCGCGAAGCAUUUGCUUUUGCUUGGACUCCUUUUAUAUCACGAUCAUUUCCGUCACGUGCGGGGUCGCUAGCAGUUGCUGUCGACGUACACAGAAUGACAAUAAUCACAAAUUAUCUGGACGAGAAUACUGCUGCGACUGGGUUUUGCGAUACGAAGCGAGUCCGUCGAAUCAUAUCAUAUGGAAGGAUACUAUCACUUGAGCACGGCAGCG
This is a messenger RNA of Amoebophrya sp. A120, 12866 nucleotides long. The record is from the annotation of a GenBank genome assembly. Lineage: Eukaryota; Dinophyceae; Syndiniales; Amoebophryaceae.